Molecule: messenger RNA, 6576 nt
Organism: Chlamydomonas reinhardtii
Lineage: Eukaryota; Viridiplantae; Chlorophyta; Chlorophyceae; Chlamydomonadales; Chlamydomonadaceae
Exons: 6
Coding region: 166-3885 (1239 amino acids)
Source: RefSeq, a predicted model, not a curated record
UGUUCUUGCCACGCAUACUUUUCAAACAGCAAGAGCGCUCAUAACUUUUCAUUUCUUCUACGGCAACGUUUACCUCUGCCAAGACGGGUGUUAAACCCUGGCCAGUCGACUUCCGACUCGCGCUCCUUGCGCUGCUGUUGCAGCAGGGGAAGGCGCCUUAACAGAAUGUUGUUGAUAGCAGCGGCAGGAGCCGCGGUAGCCUGGCGCGCCUUGGCCAUCAAGGCUCGCUCUGGUAAAGGAGUUGUAGCUGUUACUCAAGAUGCGCUUGGUAAGGAUGCGACAAGUCAGGCGCAAACAAUAGCCGAGCUUGUCGAUUUCCGUGGAAUGCUCACUUCAAGCCUUGAAGCUGGGGAGCUUGAGCAUGACAUCGACGCUGUCAACCACGCCCUAUACUGCGGCGAAGAGGCUCUGCCCUGGCUCAUGGAGCUGCUGGAGUCGGACGACCAGGACACCUUGAGCGAAGUCGCGGAGAUCCUGGCCCUCUUGUCGCCCUCCCGCCGCGGCUUGCAAGGCUGCAUUGUCGAGGCAGGCUCCGUGCGCCCACUGCUGGACUUGCUGGCGUCGUGGUGCGCCCCCCCUGCCGCUGCAACCCCGCUGGCUCCCGCUGACGGCCAGAGCGACGGCACCUGUGACACCAGCAGUGCGGCCACGGGCGCACACCCGCCACUUACAGCAUGGAGGGCGGCGCCGCACGUGUUGGCGCCGGUGCUGCGGACGCUGGUAAACCUGACCAGCAACCCUCGCAUCGGCAAUCCCGUGCGGCAGGCGGUGCUGCGGCACAGCGGCGCCGUGGACGCCCUGCUGCUGCUGCUGAGCCCGCCGCAGCCGGAGCCGCAGCUGGAGCCGGUUCCGGAGCCGCAGCUGGGGCCGGAGGCCUACGCGGCAGGCUGCAGUGGAGAGGCUUCCGCCGCUCACAGCAACAGCAAACGCAACAGCAAUGGCCCUAGCAGCACCAGCAGCAACAGGAGCCACUGGCAGCUGGCGGGCCUGGCGGCCUGGCUGGUGGCGCACCUGUGCGGCGGCCCGGCGGGGCAGAUCGCGCUGCAGGCAGACCGCGGCGUGGUGCCGCUGCUGGUGCGGCUGGUGCGGGCGGCGCGGCGGCGCUGGGAGCAGGUGGCAACGCAGCUGGAGCAGCAGAUGCACCAGCAACAGCAGCAGCAGCAGCAGCAGCAGCAGCAGCAGCAGCAGCGGCGGAAACAGCAAGUACAGAUGCGGCGGGAGCAGGGGCGGCUGAAGGACGGACAGCAUGAGGCGGCGGCCGCGGAGGUAGAGGAGGUGUCGGAGAGCGGGGUGGAGAGUGGGGCUGAGGCAAGCUGCGGCAGCAGCAUUGGCCAGAGCGAGGGCGACUCGCGGAGAAGCAGCACCAGCACCAGCACAAGUUGCAGCAGCCGCAGUGGCAGCGUCGGCGAAAGUCCAUGCAGCCGCAGCUGCCAUGUCAGUGCCGGGGGCGCCAGCACCAGCGCCAGCACCAGUGCCAGCACCAGCACCAGCACCAGCACCAGCACCAGCACCAGCACCAGCACCAGCACCAGCACCAGCACCAGCACCAGCACCAGCACCAGCACCAGCACCAGCACCAGCACCAGCACCAGCACCAGCACCAGCACCAGCACCAGCACCAGCACCAGCACCAGCACCAGCACCAGCACCAGCGCCAGCACCAGCGCCAGUGGCUGCCGUACACGUGCUUGCAGCACCUGCGUCCCUGCGGGCGGCCGUGCCCAUGUCUCUUCAGCCAUCCUCGCCCACGGCGCCUCGUUGGUACACACAGCCUCCAACUCGGCCCUGUGCGACAUCGCCGCGGCGGCAGCCGCAGCGGCGGCUUCAGCCACGGCCGGGGCUGGCGGUGACUGUAGCAGCGCCUCCGCCACCGCCACGGCAGCUGCUGCUGCGGCGGCUGAGCUGCCGUACGUACUGGCGGCGCUGCAGUACAGUCUGAUGGCGCUGGUCAACGUCACGUUUGACCACAGCGCUAAUCAACGCGCCGCCGCGGUGGCAGGCGCGCUGCAGGAGCUACAGCCGCUGCUGGCGGCGCUGCUGCGUCCAGGCGUGCUACUGCCGGUUCAGGGCGAGGGUGGGAAUGAGAACGAGAGCGAGGACGGCGACCAGCCCCUGCUGCAGCCGGACGCAUGGAAAGGGUACGGUUCCGGGCCCGAGGGGCAGGAGGAGGAGGAGAUGGGGAAGGCCGAGCACGAGCUGCAGCGCAGUCAGCAGGAUCUGCAGUUAUGGCCGGCUGCAGUGCGGCUGUGUUGCCAGGGAGUUGCCAAGUUUGGGGUGUGGCUGCUGGCGCACCUGUCCUCGAGCGACCCAGACCUCAAGGCUGCUAUCACCGGCCCCGGCUUCGCCUUCGUGCCGCAGCUGCUCGUCUUCCUCACCAUGCAGCGCCGCGCCCGCGGAUCCGCCGCUCCUGCUUGUCCUGCUGCUGCAGCCGGCACAGCCGCUGGCACCGCUGCCGGCCUCCUGCCUGCCGGCGCCUGCUGCCCGGGCCUGGUGGUGGUGCAGCAGUAUGCGGCCAUGUGUCUGGUGAACCUCACCUGCGGCGUUCCCGCCACAAAGGCGGCGGUGGCGGCGGCGGUGGACUGGGCCGGCAUGGGCAAUCUGCUGACGUGGCUGGCGGCUGCGGCGCAGGAGGCCGCGGCAUCAGAGGCGGCGGCAGCCGCGGCGGUGGCGGGUGGACAGGGCGGCGGCGGCAGUGGGAGUGAGGGUGCAGGGGCGGGUCCAAGUAGCACAGCUGCGGCUGGAGGAGCGGCGGCGCGCGAGGCGGAAACGAUUGCGGCCGCGGCUGCGGCUGCGGCGCUGUCGGGUGGUCACCCGCAGCCGCUGCACGCGCCGCCGCCAGCCACCACCACGACCACCAACACUACCACGGCAGCGCAUGGCUCCGGUUCCAGCGCGCCUACCGCCCCCGCUUCUGUGGCCACUGCAGCCGCUGCUGCUACCGCGGCCGCCACGUCGGACCUGCGGCUGUACACCACGUGGCUGAUGCAGCACCUGUCGCUAUCGCCACUGGCGGCGGCGGUCAUGGAGCCGGGCUGCGUGGUGCCGCCGCUGGUGGCGCUGAUGUCGGCGCCCGACGCGCAUGUGCGCCUGCGUUCUGCCGCGGCCCUGGGGGCGCUCUGCUCCGCCGCCGGCAGCGUGGCCGUGCCUUCGCAGUCACAGCCGCAGCUGACAGGCUCUCGGGACGCGCCAGCAGCAGUUGCGGCCAGCGGCGUCACAGCUGCAGAAGCGGCGAGCCCAGCGAGCAAUAGCGCCAAUCCUGCUGGUGCAGCUCCCGCCAUUGCCACAGCUGCUACAGCAACCACAGCAGCCGCGCCUAGUGCUGUGUCGCACACGCUGGUGUCUGUGGGCGCCCGCCACCGUGCCGCCUUCCUGGCGGCCGGCGGCGUGCGGCAGCUGGUGGCGGCGGCGGCGCGGGAGCGCGACCCGCACCUGCUGGCCUACCAGAUGCUGGCGCUCAGCUCGGCGGUGGGCGAGGACGACGCGGCGGCGGUGGCGGAGGCGGUGGGCGCGGGCGCGCUGGGGGUGCUGGAGGUGCUCCUGGCGUCAGACGCCGCAGCCUGCAUCGUGCCGGCGGCGGAAACGCUGCAGGCGCUGGCUAACGCGGUGCGCUGCGCUGCCGCCGCCUCCGGCGCCUCCGGGGCCACGGCCGGGGCCACGGCCGCGGCCGCGGCGGCGGACGUGCUUCCUCGCAGCCUGCUGGGCCGUGUGGUGGCGGUGAUGCUGACGCACGGCGACCCGCGGGUACGGGCGGCGCUGAACGAAGCGCUGGGUGCGGUGACGGCGCUGCCGGGGGUGCGGGAGCGCUACUGCGCCGUGUUCGCGGAGACGCUGCGGGACCUGGUGAGCGCCGCGGAGGUGGAGCUGCGCGUCAUCCCCGUCAACUGAUGACGAUGCGGUUGGAAAGGAUUCAGGAGGAAGGCAUUUGAGCCGGAACGGCGGCUGGGCGCCGUGCACAAAUGCUAUGUUAGAACUGUGUGCUUCUAUGUGUGCGUCGCGCGGUUGAGCCGUUCAUGCUGCACGGGUUUCCCGGGCAUUGAACGGGCCACGACCCCAUGUGCAGCACGUGUGCGGAGGCUUCGGAUAGGCUUCGUCGAUAACGGCUUCUCCUUUGUGUCUUGUUUUCCUUUCAACCUGUAUGAGUGUAAUUUUAGAAACGAGGGCCGGUACUGUGAAUAUACAAGGAGCGUUUUGGUACCAUUGCGACAGCUUCCGCGUGUUACGAGUUGACAAGAAAAGAUGCGUGCAUGCCAUGGCUAACGUGUGCGUUUCCCGUGACUGCAUGCGCGAGAGGCGCUCAGAUUGAUGAGCUGUAUAUGGAAAGUGAGACGCCGCCCGUUUUUGUCCUGGCUGGGUGCAAGAAGUGUUUUGAUGAGAGGAAGACUCCCAAGCAGCGAUGCAACCUUUAUGCAGUGGGCCAGUGGAGUGCUCGAGUUCUGGGGCGGGGAUUCCAUCCUGGAUGCGUGACGAUGGGACUGCUUGAUUGCAUGGGAUGCGAUGCUUCGUAUACAAUGCCAUGGCACCGGCGUAGUACGUGCAGAUGCUGCUGUACAUUCUCCUAUAUUUCCGGUCCGGCUGAUUUUGCUUUUGCAUGCUGCAACGUAGCUCGGAAUGUGCCAUAUUUGGCCCACUUUUGGCCCAGACCGCUACAGUGCUUCCUAGGCGCCCGCACUUGACAAAAUAUUGACAUAUACACUAUAUAUGAUUAUUGCACGGGUUGGGGAUAAAAAGGGUGCGCUGGGCGAGUGGAUUCUGGGGACCGGGUUUUGGGGGGAAAACUGAGGGGCGACCCCAAAUUGGCCCACCGGGCCGCGAGACGUUUUGGUCAUCCCUGCCGGCGAUUUGCCGAUUUCGAUACCCUAUAGAUGUCAUAUGAGGAUUGUUGCAACCGUCCAGGUAGGAUUGGGAGUGUUCUGGGUGCACAUCGCUCCUUAAAUGCUCAACAUGUUGUUUUGUUUGUCGUCUGCAGGCGCAUUCUGGCGUGCACUAAUCACUUAAGGACAAACAUCAACAGAUACUAAAUGCGCAGACCAGUUAGCCUGCAGUCCGUCUGCUCCACACGCCAUAUCUCGCAUAGGCGGUGUUUUGUUCCUAGAUUUCAUGCCGUCGAGUUAUCUGCAUACUAAGAUGUAAGCUAGAUAGCUUCGAGCCGAAUUGGCGGGGUCCUAGCAAGCGCGACAUUUGACAUUUUGACUUCGGUUCUCGCUAACAUUCACAUCCAGAAACUGUUCAGAGACCUUUAUGUAUGUCACAUAAUGCCAUUUCGAUGCUAUAGGGGCCUGUACUCAUGCAGUCCCCAGGCACUCGCCGAAGUGGCAUCCGCCGCACCGAGCCCGGCAGGGCCAGCCCUUGUUUGCCCAUUCAAGCUCGCAAAGCUAUCACUUACACGUAAGGGAUAAUUUAUAUGCAGAGAACCGGGUUGUCAGGCAGGCUUUCGAGAACCAGGGCGUGGACUCUGGCGAGUGGGCCAAAUAAUCGGGCGGGCGCGCGGGGUCGUUUUCGGGGACCGGUCGGGAAUCGCCCUCUUACUGGCCUCGCAGUCCUUGGAUAAUCCUAAUAUAAUAUAAGCAUGCAAAAUUAAAUCAGGCAGGCUCUGAAUCCGUGCGGGCCAGCCGCACGGGCAAGUGGGCCAAAUUGGGGUAGGCUGGCAAUUAGGCACAUUCCGAGCUACCCGCAUUCUCUUGAUGACGGCGGCGCAGCAUGACUGUGGGGCAUGGGCUGGUGAAGUUGUACCGCUUAGGUCUGGGGUUCAAUGGGAGUGCCGCCUGUCAUAGCGACGUGCAGAAAGAGAGAGCAUUGCGACUGAAGAGACGAGAGUCAAUAAAUGGCCGCGUGCGGGCACCGCGCGGCAUGGCAGGGCGGCGCCCGCUUGCAUGCAUGCACGGGUCUGAGGCAUCCCAGCGAUGGCGAAGUGCUGCAGCUUUUUGGGAUGGGUGCAUAUCAGCAGGAGUGACUGACCGUGCCGCAAGGGGUACACGCAUGUUCAUCGGGUUUCCUGGCUUGGAAUCGAUAGCGAUGAUUUAAUCACUGCAGUGCAUGGGAUACAAUAUUUCCAGCGGGGCCCUGAGAUGAUACUGAUGGCAAAGCUAUGAUAUGACGGUAUCGUUGCGCACUACACCUAAAUGUGCAAGGCUAUGGGCUCUAUGACUAUGUUACAAUCGGUGAUAAGCACGGAAGAAAGACAGAAGGUAGGUAGGUAAGGAUGAUACAGCGUGGCGGCAAGGGGCCAGGCGCUACGGCAGGUGUGGCAUUGCCGUGGCAACCAGUUGAUGAGCUUUGACCAUUGACGGGCGUUGACUUUGACUUAAGGGGCCGGCAACGUGGGGCAGGCUGAGUGUCAAGCUAGCUGUGUUUUAGGCCGGGAUGGCACGCUGCACUGCGUGACCAGGGGCGCGACCCCGCGACAUCACCACACAUACGGUAUGUGGAAUCAGGGUGGGACGGUUGUUUAGGUGAACUUGCGAGUGGAUGGCCCAGCGGUUGCGUCCAGCGUCAAUGUGAUCGGGCAGAGCAGCAUGCCAGACCUGGCCCAACAGAGCGGGUUUGCCACCUGAACAGGUAAUGUAACACGUGUUGUUU